AUGAUAACCUUGCACAGGGCAUCAACAAAGGUUGGUGCCAGAACAUUGUGGGUGCGACCGCGGCAUCAACACAUCCACCAUCGCAAGUCAACCAACUCAUCCACGUCGAAACAGUCGAAGCCUGUCAGCGAAAGCCAACUUCCUCCCCAUAAUCCAAACGAAGUGAUAAUCGAGAGCACCAAGGCGGACCCAGUUGACAUCCCUAUCCCGCUAUGGUAUCACCGACUCGGUCCGGUGUCGACCUUCUUCAAUUGGUUUCACCGCAGUCAGAUGAAGAGACCGUACACGGUGCAGCUCUGUACUUCGUUGACCACGUAUCUGUGUGGUGACCUAGCGGCUCAAGAGAUUGGAGGUGAAUCAUACGAUGGAACCAGGACGCUGCGAAUGCUUACGAUAGGAGCAAUUGCGAGCAUUCCUGGAUACAAAUGGUUUCUGUUCCUCGGGCGCAAUUUCAACUUUCGGUCAACGAUAGCAUCGAUUGCGACCAAGGUCGCUGUGAACCAGGCAGUUUUCACGCCCAUCUUCAACACGUAUUUCUUCGCAAUGCAGGCUUUCCUGACGGGCGAAACGGUCCACGGCGCCAUCGCCAGAGUGCAAGCAACGGUGCCCACGAGCAUCGUCAAUUCCUUGAAGCUCUGGCCCGCGGUCACCGCAUUCAGUUUUUACUUCAUUGCGCCGAACUACAGAUUCAUGUUUAGUGGAAUAUUUGCGAUCGCAUGGCAGACGUAUCUCAGCUUCUUGAACAGAAAAGAGGAAAAAAUUGAGCUGGCUACGGAUUCGCUGGCUCGGCCGGCCGUGGCCGAGAGUCUCAAAGCGAGCUGA
Exophiala spinifera is the source of this 822-nucleotide messenger RNA. RefSeq lists its product as uncharacterized. Lineage: Eukaryota; Fungi; Ascomycota; Eurotiomycetes; Chaetothyriales; Herpotrichiellaceae. Gene Ontology annotation, cellular component: mitochondrion; cytoplasm; membrane. The coding region runs from base 1 to 822 and encodes 273 amino acids. The transcript has 2 exons. The record is from RefSeq and is a predicted model, not a curated record.